Messenger RNA from Aspergillus heteromorphus CBS 117.55, 1682 nucleotides. RefSeq names its product FAD-dependent oxidoreductase. Bases 172 to 1599 code for a protein of 475 amino acids. The transcript has 5 exons. Gene Ontology annotation, biological process: secondary metabolite biosynthetic process. The record is from RefSeq and is a predicted model, not a curated record. Gene Ontology annotation, molecular function: monooxygenase activity; FAD binding. NCBI's taxonomy places the organism in Eukaryota, Fungi, Ascomycota, Eurotiomycetes, Eurotiales, Aspergillaceae.
GACAGCAAUCAUGCUCGGCCCCGAUGCUCUGAUGUCUUGCUAUAUAAAUCCAAAGACCAGUCCUCAAGAUGUUCUCGCAACAAGCAACAAGCAACAGGCUAUCCGUUUCCGCAAUACAACAAACACUUCACUUCUUCUGCAUUUGACUUCCCACUUGACUCAGACUUCACAAUGACCGUGCCAGACAAUUGUCCUCCGAGAUACCCAUCAACCGGCAUCUCAGUCCUGAUAGUCGGGGCUGGGGUUGCAGGGCUCAUGGCAGCCUUGGAGGGCUGGCGCAAUGGACACGACGUCCGAAUAAUCGAAAGGGCCCCAGAGCAGGUCACCACAGGCGACUCAUUCACAAUUGGACCCACUGCACUUCGCGCAUUAUGCCACUGGCCCCAGAUGGCAGAGGAGAAUGACAGGAUCUCUCACAGUCCUGCUAUCUCAUUCCACACCAUGACGGGGGCGCCUAUCACAGCCCCGACGCUUGUCAAAUACACCCAGGGAUCUGAUCCAAAAGGCAUGUCAAAUCAUAUCAUACGUCAUUGGCGGCCUCGAUUCCAUGAUAUGCUCCGGAAGCAGCUCCUGGCUAUCGGAAUCCCCGUGGAGUAUGGACACAGGGCAGUGGAGUAUUUCGAGGACGGUCCCGCGGGACGCGCCGGAGUGGUUCUUGAGGACGGCGCCAGGUUAGAGGCAGAUGUUGUCGUGGCUGCGGACGGUAUCGGAAGCCAUUCAACCGCAGUGACAUUGGGGCGGGAGCUGCGGGCACGGCCGGCAGGUGAAUCCAUGUAUCGUACUUCUUUCCCCGUUGAGCUUGCCAUGGCCGAUCCGAUGGUUCGAAAACGGUUCCCGCCGGUGGAAGGUGAUGGAAACAUCGAGCUGUGGGCUGGCCCAACAAUUCGUUUUUUCAUUGAAAGAACGGCGGAUACCAUGUGUUGGAUCAUGAGCCACAAGAACGAUGACAGUGCUGUCGAGUCCUGGUCGAACAAAACCGACCCAGAAGAGGUCCUCAAGCUCACCGCAACAAUCCCCGACUGGCCAGAGGUGGCAGACCGAUUAAUCCGGCUCACCCCCAAGGACCGACUGCUGCACUUUCGAUUGAUGUGGCGCGAUCCUCAGCCGUCCUGGGUCUCGCCCGCGGGACGCAUCGUGCAAAUAGGGGAUGCCGCUCACACCUAUGUUCCUGCAUCUGGCAAUGGCGCAACACAGGGUCUCGAGGACGCUAUAUCUUUAGCCACAUGCUUGCGGAUUGCAGGACAGACGGACCAGGCGCCCUGGGCGUUGAGGAUCCACAAUAAGUUGCGAUUUGUGCGAGUCUCCUGUCUCCAGAAAUUGGGACUUAUCAACCAACACAACCACAGCCGCGUCGUCAAGCAGGAGCAAGGCCAGCCCACGACUCUCAAGUAUCUAACGGCAGAGUGGGUCUGGAAACACAACCCCGAGCCAUAUGCAGAGGAGAAUUACAACAAGGUACUGGACCAUCUGCAGCGGGGUACGCCGUUCCAGGAUACCAACACCCCCCGUGGCCAUGUCUACCGCGACUGGACCAUCGAUGAGAUUAUGGCGGUCCAGGAGCGGGGCGAGGAGGUCGAGCUGGAUGGGGAGUGGGAGUAAUCGGAGAGGUACUCUGUACUUGUGACUACUAUUGUUCUUUGUAUACUAGACAGACUGAUGCACGGGUAAUAACUUGAAAUAUG